UUGAAGUCUAGGUCCGUUCCCAUAUUUGGAGGAUACAAAUGUGCACGCCAGAGCUCUCAGGAUGUGUGAUGGAAACAGCCUCUAAACAGAAAUAUCACACGUUGCUUUGUUUUGAGCCAAGAGUUCUGUGUUUAUCAGGGUAGCCUCCAACUGGAGUCUCCUGCCUCAGUCUCCCCAUGUGCUGAGAUUACGGGCCACCACACAGCUAGUGCCCAGCAAAUGAUGAGAGCAAACCAAAGGUCUGGACUCUGAGAAUGCCUGGGUGUCCCAGUGCAUACAUUCCAGCACUGUUGACCCUCGUCCCUCUGAAUCCUAAAGCCCCAAGCUUUUUCUUUCCCAGCGUCAGGAAUCCCAGGGCACGCCCCGCCUCUCCCAGGGAGUACAUCACAGCUUCUCUUCUAACAAAAUCCACCUUAAAAUUACUUUUAUUUAAUUAAUCUGUGUUUGCGUGUGAGUACGGUGCCCUCGGAAGUCAGAAAUGGGUCUCCAAUUGGAGCUAAAGGCGCCUGUGAGCAACCCAAUCCGGGGAACCGAACUCGGAUCCUUUAACAGAGCAAAGCAUUCGCAGCGCAUUCUCUUGACCCCCGAGUCUUCUCAUCUCCGUCUUAAGGAUAGGUCAGGCACUACUUCUUCCUCGUUCUCUCAGGCUAAGAGGCGGCCGGGACCCAGAUGCUCCAGACCCUAGAAUGAUCGGAGCACACGAGGCAAGCUGGCAAGCCUCGAGCCACUUCCGCUGACCCGGAAGGACCUGGAAGCGCCCGAAGGGCCGGAAGUGAUGGCAGCCGCGAUCUCUGCUUUCCUAGCAACCGUGCCGGCUUCUUAGCGACGCAGGUGGCUCCCGCAUCCCCGGUCCAGCCAUGCCGGUGCGGGUGAGCGAGUUCAGCUGGCAGCAGACGCCGGCCGCGGUCUUCCUGUCGCUGCCUCUGCGCGGCGUGUGCGUGCGCGACGCCGACGUGUUCUGCGGGGAAAGUUACCUCAAGGUCAACUUUUCUCCAUUUUUAUUUGAGGUGUUUCUCUAUGCUCCCAUAGAUGAUGGGAAUAGCAAAGCCAAGAUUGGGAAUGACAUGAUUCUCUUUACAUUGUAUAAAAAGGAACCAGUUAUGUGGGAGACCCUCUCGAUGCCAGAUAUUGACAAAGAGAUGAUGCAGAGAAUAAGAGAAAAAUCUAUUCUGCAAGCACAGGAGAAAGCAAAAGAGGCCACAGAAGCAAAAAGUGCUGCCAAGCGGGAAGAUCAGAGAUACACACUAGGUGUGAUGAUGAAGAUUGAGGAAGAAGAGAGAAAAAAAAUAGAAGAUAUGAAAGAAAAUGAACGGAAAAAAGCAACUAGAGAAUUGGAAGCCUGGAAAGAAUGUCAAAGACAAGCUGAAGAGCCAAAAAGAAUCCCAAGGAAAGAGAAAUGCCAACGGGGAAAGCAAGCUGAAGAGAAGGGAGCAAUAAAGCCCCCAAGUCUGCCCAGGAAGGUCCCACCUACUCGACUCCCUGGAAGAGGGAGAAACUGGGAAAACAUAUUUUCUGAGAAGUUAAAAGAAGACAGCAUUCCUGCUCCUCGAUCGGCUGGCAGCAUUCAAAUCAGCUUUACCCCUCGAGUAUUCCCCACAGCUCUUCGGGAAUCUCAAGUGGCAGAAGAGGAGGAGUGGCUGCAUAAACAAGCAGAGGCCCGAAGAGCCAUGAGCACUGAUCUUCCUGAAUUCUGUGACUUGAAGGAAGAAGAGAAGAAUCCAGACUGGCUGAAAGAAAAGGGGAACAAAUUGUUCGCAACAGAAAACUAUUUGGCAGCGGUUGAUGCAUAUAAUUUAGCCAUACGAUUAAACAGUAAGAUUCCAUUAUUGUAUUUGAAUCGAGCUGCUUGUCACCUGAAACUAAAAAACUUACACAAAGCCAUCGAGGACUCUUCGAAGGCACUAGAAUUAUUGACACCACCUGUUUCUGGCAAUGCCAAUGCAAGAAUGAAGGCACAUGUCCGACGAGGUACAGCAUUCUGUCAACUAGAAUUGUAUGUUGAAGGCUUGCAAGAUUAUGAAGCUGCACUUAAGAUCGACCCAGCCAACACAGUUGUACAGAACGAUGCGGAGAAGAUUCGGAAUAUAAUUCAAGGCACAGCACUGAAGUCUCAUGACUAGAGACAGCUAGAGAAAAUAACUUUGAAGGAGAGAUGGCUGCUGGAGAGAUGGCUCAUCGGUUAAGAAAACUGGCUGCUCCUCCAGAGGCCCUGAGUUCAAUCCUCAGAAACCAUAUGGUGGCUCACAACCAUUUCUAGUGAGAUCUAGU
Cricetulus griseus (Chinese hamster) is the source of this 2268-nucleotide messenger RNA. Lineage: Eukaryota; Metazoa; Chordata; Mammalia; Rodentia; Cricetidae. The record is from RefSeq and is a predicted model, not a curated record.